Molecule: messenger RNA, 7490 nt
Organism: Myxocyprinus asiaticus (Chinese sucker)
Lineage: Eukaryota; Metazoa; Chordata; Actinopteri; Cypriniformes; Catostomidae
Product: leucine-rich repeat-containing protein 4B-like
Exons: 5
Coding region: 571-2739 (722 amino acids)
Cellular component (GO): plasma membrane
Molecular function (GO): protein binding
Source: RefSeq, a predicted model, not a curated record
CGCAGAUGAGCUGCCUGCAUAUACCAGAGACAAAACGCGUGGAUACAUUUUUACACAUGAAAAACUGGAUAAAAGAAUCGCACUCGAUUUUUACAGUUUACAGCGAUCGCAUCGUUUCUUUCCCCCCAGUUAACUGUAUCCGUUAAGCAUAGAUUCGCAGUUAUUCGCCGUCUCCGCGCGCCGCUUACGCGCUCCGGAUCUGUGGCAGAGCGGCGCGCGCGCGUGAUAGAGACGGAAUCAAUUGAACGGACGAGAAAAACGAAGAGCGGAGGAAAUAUAUAUAUAUAUAUAUAUAUUAGAAAGAAGAUCCAUCGGCGCAAGGACAAAAGAAAAGAGGUUGCCACAUGGUUAUGAUCUUCAACAUGCAUCUUUAGAAGAAGAUGAUCUGGAGAACAUCAUGGGCGCAUAAGAGGAGAACGUAAGCAAGGCCAGUGCUGACUGAGAUGUUUCUGGUGGAAAGCAGAAGACUCCCGUAGCAGCAUCCAGCACUGUUAACAACUGUGUGGAGUACACUUUGAUGCCACAACUUGAUUUCAUAGCAAGAAAGGGGCAGGACAUGACUCAGUUGCCAUGCAGGCUGCUAUGGUAACAGGCCUCUUCAGCCCCUCCCCUCUUGUCUGGUUGGUCCAGCUGUUGUUGUGGCCACACCUCCUUGGAUCUAGACUUGCCGAGGCCAGUCCAGCCUGCCCUGCUCCCUGUAGCUGUUCCAAUCAAGCCAGUCGAGUGAUCUGUACCAGAAAAGGCAUAAAUGAAGUUCCACCAAGUAUCUCGUCUAAUACUAGAUACCUCAACCUGCAGGAGAACUCCAUACAGGUGAUUAGGUCAGACACCUUCAAGCACCUAAGUCACCUGGAAAUUUUGCAGUUGUCUAAGAACCAGAUUCGUCAGAUCGAGGUGGGAGCGUUUAAUGGCCUUCCCAAUCUUAUCACCCUGGAGCUGUUUGACAACAGACUACCACUGGUUCCGUCCCAGGCAUUCGAGUACCUGAGCAAACUACGUGAACUCUGGCUGAGAAACAACCCCAUAGAGACACUCCCAGCGUACGCCUUCCACCGUGUACCGUCACUACGGCGGCUAGACCUCGGUGAGUUGCGCAAACUCAGCUUCAUCUCAGAGGCCGCAUUUGAAGGUCUGGUGAACCUACGUUUCCUGAAUCUGGGCAUGUGUGGGCUGAAGGACGUACCUAACUUGACUCCCCUUGUGAGAUUAGAGGAACUAGAGCUGUCAGGCAACCAGCUGGGCGUUGUGCGGCCCGGAUCAUUUCAGGGUCUUGUGUCCCUACGUAAACUGUGGCUCAUGCACUCUCGGAUCUCUGUCAUCGAACGGAACGCCUUUGAUGACCUUAAGAACCUGGAGGAGCUCAAUCUAUCUCAUAACUCUUUGCACUCAUUGCCCCACGAUCUGUUCACACCUCUGCAGCAGUUAGAACGUGUCCACCUGAACCACAACCCUUGGGUCUGCAACUGUGAUGUACUGUGGUUGAGCUGGUGGCUGAAAGAAACCGUGCCCGAUAACUCCACUUGUUGUGCACGUUGUCAUGCCCCUCCUGGCACUAAGGGCAGGUACAUUGGAGACCUUGACCAGCGAGACUUCACCUGCUACGCACCUGUGAUUGUGGAACCGCCAACUGACCUCAAUGUGACAGAAGGAAUGGCGGCCGAGCUGAAAUGCCGCACCGGGACAUCCAUGACUUCUGUUAAUUGGCUGACCCCCAAUGGAACCUUGAUGACUCAUGGUGCAUACAAGGUCAGAAUCUCUGUCCUGCAUGAUGGAACCCUGAAUUUCACCAAUGUGACAAUGCAAGACACAGGUCCAUAUACCUGUAUGGUAACCAACUCGGCUGGCAACACCACAGCAACCGCUGUGUUGAACGUCUCAGCACCUGACCUAGGCAACGGCUACAGCUACUUCACUACUGUUACUGUUGAAACUCUAGAGACGGGGCAAGAUGUACACAAUUCGGCACGGCAGUUUGUCAACGAGACCUUUAUUAGUUUUCCAGGACCAACAGCCUCAUCUGCCUCAGUGGGUCCUACUGGCUCAAUGAUGUCCUCCUUACCACCACGAACUACUCGUGCACCUGAUCGCCCUUUCACGGUCUCCAUCACGGAUGUCGCCAACCUGUCGGGACUUGAGGAUGUAAUGAAAACGACCAAGAUCAUCAUUGGCUGCUUCGUGGCCAUCACCUUCAUGGCGGCCGUGAUGCUGGUUGUCUUCUACAAGCUUCGCAAACAGCACCAGUUGCACAAACAUCACGGCCCGGCAAGAGCCAUUGAGAUCAUCAACGUUGAAGAUGAGAUCGGAUCUGGUGGAGCUAGUGGAAUCACAGGAGGUACCGUCCAUACAGGGGCAGGAACAGGAGGAGGGGGGCAGAGUCCAAGGAUCCAUGACCCUGAGAUCAUGACCCUGCCAAGUGUAGGGCAAACAGAGCACCUAAACCACUACUACAAAGCGCAUCACUUCAACAACAACGUCCUGGGGUUGAACAUGGGCACUGGGAUGCUGAACAACAAACCCAACCCUUCUUCCCAGAAUCAGGCUUCAACCAUGAAAUUGGUGACAGCGUCCGGUGACAACUCCAACCUUGGAUCAACCUCACCUCCCUUGCCAAUUCCCAUCCCCAUGGCGAUGACCUUCCAUGGAACCCUGAAAGGCCUUAGUCAUGUCCCCAAUAUGCAGACUGAACCACUGUUGCUAUCGAAUGGCUCCAAGGAGAGUGUCCAGGAGACCCAGAUCUGAUUACUUACUGACACGUGUACACUUGGGAAGUGAAGCAGACUGGUUUUCACACCAGUGUGACUGUCAAAUGCUGAAGUCAUCAGCCUUUGACAUCAUGGAACUCCUUUCCAACAGAUUCUAUGGAAUAUUCUUUUCAGAUGAACAAAAAGACAAGCUUUUGCUGAUGAGGUGGACAUGAUGGCGCUAUUGAGUACAUACGUAUCAAAGCAAGCAUCCUUUUUUGCAGUUCCUAUGAGUUGUGUCCGCGUAUUAAAAUAUAGUCUAUAUUAAAGUAGUGUAAUUACAUAAGUGUUGGUUUUCCACAGCCCAGCGACACCGAUUACACACUCACGCCACUGUACAGCAGCUAACAGACCUGUAUAAAAGCAUACACACAUUUACACUUACCACAGGUUGACAUCAUUAUUCAUCUUAUUCACCUCAGUAGGUAGUGUACCUGUGUGUGUGUGUGUGGGUGUGGAAGGGACAUUAUAAACUCAGAAAUAAAGACUUAAACUGCUGUGAUCCAGAACACGUUCACUUUGCAUCAUGACGACAUUCUGAAUCUAGCACAAGUAAGGAUCCGUUCAUAAGCUCGUAUUCAGAACAUAAAAAAAAAACCCGCCAAUUUCAGGGUGACGUUCACUUUCAUAAUAUGUAGAGGAGAGGAAAGAGAAAAGAUGCCUUUUCUUGUGAACAAUAAGAGUUAUGUGCAACAUGUCCUUUGGCUGCUGUUUCACACUGUCUAGAGUUAAGGUACCAUAGUAGGUACCUCCCAACUAGCUGCCCUAGAGCAAAUCUCUGUGCAUUUCUACGUUUGGAGAGAUUGUGAGUAUCAUAUUUCUGUCUUUUUUGCCUGUCAGUGCUGAUUAAAAGAGGAACAGCACUGUGUAAGGGCUAUUUCACUGGCAUUGGAUGAUAUUUGAUGUGUAGAGUGUCGCAGAAUUUUUCUGGACUAAAAGUCAACGUAAGACCCUGUUCGCAACCCAAAUUACUAACGUUAUCAGCCAUAUUCUCAAGUGAAACAGGAUAUACAAUGAGAACAAAAUGUAGGGCGGGACUUGAUUUCAUCCAACAGGAAUUGGUUGGAUCGUUAAAAGUGGACGUUCCAUAACGGGGAUUUGUAGGGAUUUGUGACAUCAGCCGAAAAGGAAAGUUGUUUUAGGGGAAGUUUUAAAAUGACAUUUUACGACAUUCAUUGACAUCAGUUUUGAUUUCAUGUUGACUUAAGCUGUAUUAAAGCUUUCAAAUAUGCUGUGAAAUACAGCGCAGUACUCGCUUGUCGUAACUGAAUGGGGCAGAAUUUUGCAGUCAUGGGAAAAUUUUAGAUUUUUAAAAGUGCGAGAGUGAAAGAUAUAUUGUCCAAUUUUUUCUGAUGAAAAAGAUUUUGCAAUAUGACAUGUAAUCUAAUGUAAAGAUUUUCAAGAAUACAGUUUAUAGACUAGGGACAAGGGACUGCUUCAGCAUCAGGGUAUAGGGAAUUUGGAAUUACCUCUCUUGGGCAACUUAAAACAUAAUGUUAGCCAUUCAAUUGAGGGAACUUGCAAGUCUCAUUUUUGAAGAAUAUUUGCUUUGAAAAGAUCUGCAAACAGGUCCUUUGCGGGAGCCAUAAAACAACUUCGAAAAAUCACUGCUGACUACGUAAAACGUUAUAUUGAUCAAGUUUUUCAUCCUUGAAUGGCUUUGAAGUUGUAUAUUAACAAUGUGCAAUGUGCCAUUAACUGAAGUAGAGUACACAUGCGUGUAUCAUUGUAAUUGCUGCAUUAAACUUUAUCCAAUUUUUAAUUUCCAGUUCAUCACUAUCUUUUGUUGUUAAAACUGAUUCAUCCUUUUAAAAAUCUGCUUCCUUAUUAAUUAUUCUAAUUUAAGACACUUGUUUGGUUGAAGUGCUACACACAGGUCAGUAACCAGAGGACAUUAGCUCUUUAAAUCAGUCACUCAAAUGUAUGCCUGCUGUUCUUCAAAAUGGAAUUAUAAGAUGAAUAGUUUUUUUCUAUUUUGUUUAUUGCUUUCCAUAUUUUUCCCUACAGUAUGAAAGCUGAUCGUGUUUGAAUAUCCAGUGUGGUUGCUUAGCAACAACAUCAUUGCCAGGAAAAGCUCUUAAAAGCUUAUUGUAGCACCUGACCCUCAUCUGCUGAUGCGGAACAUAGGUUGAUCAUACAGUAAUUACGUCAACAUAACAUAAGUAAAAGGUUAGUUAAUGUGAGGAACAUGUUUUGCUGCCUCGCUUUGUGUCCUCAACACCAAAAAAACCGUACAGACGAAAUUGAAACACUCACAGGUGCAUGUGUGUGUACACCCUUACAAAAAAUCAAAACGUGCUGCAAACUUGCUGCAAAUUUGCAGCUCAUUCUUUUCACAUGCAAAUGGAGUUUUGAUUCGCCGCAAAUGUUUGCCAGAAGUUUGCAGCUCUUCACCAGUAGUAGCGAACCUCUGGCAAACCUUUGGCAACAAUGGACAAUUUGCCGCAAGUUUGCCGCAAAGCUAAUUUGCAUGUGAAAAUGAUCAGUGGCGAAUUUGUGGGAAGUGUGCAGCAAAUUUGCCAUGAACCAUCGAUUUUCGUAAAGGUAAAGAUUUGAAAAAAUGAGACGAUCUCAUAGUGAACUAAUACAUAGAGUAUGCAGUAUGAGGCUGGCAUAUUUGUGUUCAUCCCCCUUCCAUAAAGUGGUUUAAAAAAUCAGCUUUAAGCAUUUCAUCUUUAAACAAGUGCCAUCAAAUAUUAUAGUCAGUGACAAAAUGUUUCAAAGAGCAUGCCCAUUUCACUCCACCAAGUGCUAUAUAAACAGCCAGUUACCUCAAUACUUCCUCAAAUCCUUCCAAAAUUCCUCCUUUUCUUAUUUCUCUUCUGUUAAGGGCCCUUUUAAAAAAAAAUAGCCAAUUUAACCUUUUGUUUAUGUUCCAUGCAACCAUCUUUACCAUGAUUAGCCACUUGCUAAUGCUAAUCAGAGUCGGUUGGUAUUAGCAGAUGGCUUCAAAGUUAACAGAUGUAGACUAAAGCUCCAGAAUUAAAAACUUAAAUCGAGUCUAUAGAGUCUGAAAUUCGAGUUACAAACAGAUGUUAUAGAGAGCAAGUUAUCUCUUUUAUCCCACCUGAGAAGACCGGCAUAGACCAGUUUGAAUUUUCAUGCUGCUUAAGAAGCCUGUUGGGGACACACCAGGAUCCCCCUGCCAGGAUCCCCCACCAGGUAUUGCUAUUGUAUAAACAUUAAAGAGAUAGUUCACCUAAAAAUAAAAAAUUCUGAAUUUCUGAAAUGUACAUUCCCUCUUGUUGUUCCAAACCCUUUUGUUGUUGAUUGUUUCAUGGAAGAAACAAAGUCAUAUGGGUGAAUUACUGAUGACAGAAUUUUCAUUUUUAGGUGUACCAUCCCUUUAACCUGCUCUGAUCCUUACCCGAUAUCUUUUACUGACAAGAUCGCCAGUUUGUGAACCAGUAUGUUUGUAUAGCAGCAGGUUGUUCCUCUCCUCUAUGCACAUGACCUCUUGUUGCAUUGGCAUAUAAGUGACAGUUUCUCUCAAUCUUGCCUCAUAUCAGAAAGCUUUACUAAGCUGCUUUGAUUAGCUGUGAGUUGGUGAAGACGUUGGGGUUGAGACCAGUGCUGCUGUGUAUUUUAAUACAAGCAAGGAAGCGGUCUCUGUAUCAGCACAGAAAGAUUAUAUUAUGGACUGUGAAGCAGUUAUCGCUAUAGUCUUUUAAUGUUGUGGGGGUCUCUCACUCUGCCUCUCUCUGUCACAUUCUGACCGUGCAUUCAUAUAUUGUCAUGUAUAUAAUCUAAAGAUGUAAAUAUUCUCUAUUUUUUGACUUACCAUUUGCUGAACAGGAUUUGAAACAGAAAGAAGCUUUUUGGAAACUCUGCAUCACUGUUUCUGCUUCUCUUUAUACUAAACUCACGAAAGCAUGUCCAGGUCAAAUUUCACCCCAAAAUCAAAAGAGAAAAAAUAGAUCAUAUUUUAGGAUUUACGAAACAUAAUUUGCAUAAUGAAAAAAAAAAACCGCAAAAUUAUUUUCAUGACAAUUAAGCACAUUUUGCAACAAAUUUCUUAUUGCUCUAAUGCAUCUGACUAUUUUACUUAUGAGUAUUUUUGUAAUUAUUCUCAAUGGUGAUUCUCAUAACUGUAAUACAACAGUAUUUUUAUUUAUUUUUAAAUCAGCUUAAAUGAAAGGUACAACAAAUAUUAAAGUCAUAUAUGAGUACUUUACAAUUUAAAAAACAUCACAUUUUGUUUGCAUUACUGCAAUGAAAUUGAGAUGUUUUUGCAUUACUGUAAUUAGAAUUUGGGGUUUUAAUGUGCUUAUUGUCAUACAAUAUUAUGUCACAAUGCAAAAAAUCGUAAAAAUGUUCCUAAAAUGGGCUUUAAUUUCUUAUGCAAAAUAUAAUUUUAAUUUUGGGAUUAAAUAUGACCUGGAAAUUAUCUUGGGAUUUGAGGUUCGUGAGAUUUACUCUCAAACUAUCUCUCAGAAAGACACAAUCCUCAAAAAAGAAAAAGAUACUACUGAAAGUUCAUCACGUUUUGAAUUUUUAAAAGUAAAAUUAACACUGAUAUCAGCUCUGUUUCAUUUAGCUUUGUUCCUUAUUUGUUUACCUAUUUAUUUGUACUGAGUAUUUUUUGUUUGUUUUGUUUUAUAUGUUAAUGCUAUGUGGUUCGGCUGUGGAGAGCUGGUUGAUUGGCUAUCAGUUCCGGGUCAAAGGUUGUGGCAAAUGCUUAACUGUGCGUGUGAGCCUCUGCACUAUGCCAUUCGCUACACAGACGGUCUUUACCAAUAAAACAUUGAC